This is a messenger RNA of Chelmon rostratus (copperband butterflyfish), 5603 nucleotides long. It is a transcript of the gene sh3gl3a, whose product is annotated as SH3-domain GRB2-like 3a. The transcript is spliced from 11 exons. Gene Ontology annotation, biological process: synaptic vesicle uncoating. The coding region runs from base 116 to 1270 and encodes 384 amino acids. Gene Ontology annotation, cellular component: cytoplasm; presynapse; glutamatergic synapse. Gene Ontology annotation, molecular function: protein binding. The record is from RefSeq and is a predicted model, not a curated record. NCBI's taxonomy places the organism in Eukaryota, Metazoa, Chordata, Actinopteri, Chaetodontiformes, Chaetodontidae.
CUGAUGACUGCGGUGCUGUGGACUGGUCUGAUCGUCUAACGUAGAUCUCCUCAGUGUUUUUCGGUUUCUUACGGAACAGUGUCUCCAGAGGUGAAGCGCUACACAUUUGAGGAAGAUGUCUGUGGCCGGGCUGAAGAAGCAGCUGCACAAAGCCAGUCAGCUGCUCAGUGAAAAGAUCAGUGGGGCAGAGGGGACGAAGCUGGAUGAAGACUUCAUGGAGAUGGAGAGGAAAAUUGAGGUGACCAACAAGUCAGUGUUUGACCUCUUGUCCAAAACAACAGAAUACCUCCAGCCUAACCCAGCUUCUCGAGCCAAACUGAACAUGCUGAAUACAGUGUCUAAGAUCCGGGGGCAGGUGAAGACCACUGGCUACCCUCAGACUGAAGGCCUGCUGGGAGAUUGCAUGCUGCGCUACGGCCAUGAACUGGGAGAGGACUCUGUCUUUGGCUGCGCUCUGGUGGAUAUGGGUGAGGCCAUGAGGCAGAUGGCGGAUGUGAAGGACUCCUUGGACAUAAACGUCAAACUCAACUUUAUUGACCCCCUUCAGAAUGUACAGGACAAGGACCUCAAAGAGAUCAUGCAUCACUUGAAGAAGCUGGAGGGCCGCCGGUUAGACUUUGACUAUAAGAAGAAGCGUCAGGGGAAGAUUGCAGAUGAGGAGAUCCGGCAAGCUGUGGAGAAGUUUGAGGAGAGCAAAGAACUGGCUGAGAGGAGCAUGUUCAACUUCCUGGAGAAUGAUGUGGAGCAGGUGAGCCAGCUGUCAGCUCUGGUCGAUGCAGCUGUAGAGUACCACCGGCAAUCAUGUGAAAUCCUGGAGGCGCUGAGCAGAAAGCUGCAGAAGACGAUAUCCACAACCAGCAGCCGGCCCAAGAGGGAGUUCAAACCAAAGUCCAUUAGGAGCAGCAUGGAGACCCUGGACAACAAUCAGCACAACGGCAUGUCCUACAGCUCCUCGCUCAGAUCCACCGAUAUCCAGACCAACCACACAGUCAAUGGAAAAACUGAUCAUGUAACCUCUGUUCCACUGUCAUGGCCUGAGAGCCCCACUACCAAUGGCAAUGUUCACCAGUCAGAGGUGUUGGACCAGCCGUGCUGUCGCUCCCUCUACGACUUUGAGCCAGAGAAUGAGGGCGAGCUGGGCUUCAAGGAAGGUGACAUCAUCAUCCUCACCAACCAGAUAGACGAGAACUGGUAUGAGGGCAUGAUCAACGGUGAGUCCGGCUUUUUCCCCAUCAACUACGUGGAGGUCAUCGUCCCCCUGCCUCAGUGAAGUCCUCUGCAGGCUCCCUCCUGCCUCACCACACUCGGCCUCUGUCCUCAGCUCGACUCGGACCUGAAAAUGCACGAGCCAGCUCAGCCAGAAGCUGAAAAAAACACAAGAGAAGACAAGUAGUUUUGUCCCAAGCCAACUUCUGAUCAAAUGUCACUGAUUACAUUUUUUUGCUGUCGAUAUUUAUGGACCUGAAGCCAACUGAAGCCCAAGCCAUUAAGUGGGACAUUCUUCCUGGUUGGCCAGACCACCUGUUUCUGCUGAUCAAAGUUUAUCUCCUUGAGCUGUCUGCCUGUGUUUGGCCCCUCACCACAAAGUGAGGCUCCUCAACUCUGGACAUCAUGACUGUAUUGUAAGUCACUACAGACAAAGUGAAUGCCUUUAUUUCCAUUACAGUCCCAAUAGGAAUAUUAAAUACAUUUCAGGAUAUAUUCAGUCCCGUGACAGUGUCAUAUAGUAACCCAAAAAAAUUAUAGAGGCUUUUCAAUUUGUAUCACAAAUCCCCUCAUGGUGAUAGCUUUAAUUGUCAUGACCUCUUGCAUCAUGCUGACCACAUACAAGCCAUCAUAAUCAAAGAGUUUAGUCAGGUGAAUCAAGGGUUAAAUGAUCAGCUUUGGCUCAUCCAAAUGAAGAAUGGAAUUUUAUUUUGUGGUGCUCACAGGAUUGAACAAAGACAAUUAAAAAGAAAUUAAAAAUUUGAGCAGCGGCCAAGAAAACAUGAUUUGUUUAAACUUUGGUGAACUUACCCUUUUUAAAAUGGAGAUGAAGUCUUGGUGAGUUGAUAACCAGCCUGCAUGCUUCAGCAAAGCCCCACGUUUUAUUAGGCACUGCUGCAGUAGAAGAGCUGCAGUGUGGCCGCUGCUGUCCUGUAUGCCACUGAUGUGUUUCCUAUUUCAAAAGCAUUUCAUGUUCUGUGUUAUUAUCCAAACACAAGCCUCGCUUUUUAAGUGCUAAUAAUGAUUUGUGAGGCAUCCAAGUGGAGUCCUGCCAAAGUACAAAGAUAAUUUCAGUUUAUUACAACUUCUUUCUUGUUUUGGUCAGCAUUUCUAUCAGUAAUAAUUACAAUGUUCUUGUCAAGUUAAUUACUGAGAUUGGGAACGUGGUAUCAUUGCUGAAAAGGAGCUGCAGGGGUCAAGAAACACCCGCAGUCAGUUGGGUACUUCUGUGUUAUGAUCAUCAUCAGUUAUCAUCUGCAGCUCCCCUCAGCUCAGUAAGGCGUGAAAGUUUCAUUUUUUUUGAUUUUCCAGCCUUCUAAUGUACUGUUCUGGUUCAGUCUCAAUCGGCUUGUUUUCAGCAGCAGCAGCAGGCCUGCACACGACCUGCUUAGCCCCAAACAGCAGACAGACGACAUCAGAAGAAACACAGUUAGUUCUAAUAUGUCAUAAUAUGUGUUAUGUUCAGCUGGUUGUGGAAGUCUGCCCCCAAGUGGCCAAAUUCAAAGUGAUUCAUGCUGCUUAAAACAAACCUCCAGGUUAGCCAAACAAGAAAGAGAAGAGAAAGGAAAGGAAAGGAAAAGAAAAUGAAGGCACAAGGUCAAAUUAUUAUCCAGACUGGCUGUUGUUACCAUCUAUCACCACUUCCUGAUUUAACUUUGACCUACCUUACUCGCCAUAGUUGUGCACACACUAUUUUCCUGUGUGAGGAUUAUUGGCAGCGUUUCAGGUGGCGUCACUUCCAGUUUUACCUCUAAAACUUCUUGUUUAGAUGAUCUGGAUAAAGAGUCUGUGCACUUGUCUGACUGCUCGUGUUUCCUUCCCAGAUUUUCCCAGAUUUCAGGAAUUUCUUUGGUGAGUACAAUGACUGAUAGAAACGAUGGCCAAAAUGACAAAAAAAAAAUAACGUUCAAGUUAUUAUAAAGCAGAAUUAUCCUUUAAGCUUUAGCUGGAUGGCACUCUUUAUUUUCGACAUGUUGUUAUUUUGUGAGCAUUUCGAGCCACGGCUCUUGAACAGUGAUGAACUCACCGGUUAAAGUCAGCAUCACAUUCCACUGGGAUCAUGGGACACAGUACGCGAUGUACAGGAUGUUAUCACUGUUGGACUGGGCCUGUGUUCAGGCUGGCCUGUCUCGUGUUGUAACUCUGUACCCUUCUGCCCCCCCCAAACUGCCUGCCUGCUAGCCUGCUGUGCUCUUAGGACUGCGAGGACCUUAACUGAACUUCAUCUCUCUGAAUGUCCCUCUCUCUGUCUGUCUGGAGAUGAAUGCCUUGUCACACUGAAAUCAUAUGAAAGUGCUUUUUGAACUGUCGUCUGUCUUGCACUGAAGCUUUAGAAUCUACCUACCACUUACAGCCUGCCUAUGGACAUGCACCUUUUUGUUGGUUUAAGAUUUGUUUUUUUUUCUUUCAGCGUUGCACUUUUAUAUUAUUCACAAAGGGGUUACAAUCACUACCAUAUCUGAUAUAUAUGUGAAUUCAAAAUGGUAAAUACUUAGUUUUAUGUGACCACAGAGGUGGAUGUACUGUGCUGCAUUAAAUCCCCUAUUCCAAUUCUUGUAAUGUAGAUUGUAAAAAUGGUUGUACCGCAUCUUAAAUCGGAUGUAUACAGAGUCUGUGGAAGUAGACAGUCCUGUUACCUUGUGAAAUUCAUUCCAGCUCUCUUAUUAGCUCGUGAUAAGCCAUAGGAUAAGUUAAGGCCUGGUGUUACUGUGUGGCUGUGCUGAUAAAUCUGUUCAUUUAGGAAGUUCCAUCAUAGCUUGAGCUGGUAAAGCCCCUCAGUAGACUAGUAGUAGUAGUUACAUGCCACCAAACUUACCAUAAAUCCUCAGAGAGGCCAAGGUCUUUAUUUACCUAAACUGCAGAGAAAACCAGGCCUUUACUUGAAUCUUUAUAUUGAAUGUCUCGUUUGAUUCAUUUUAUCAUGUUCUAGUAAGUUUUCUGACCUGCUUCUGUUUUACUGUGCUGUUGAUGCAAACGAAAGCUCGCUGCUGUCUGGAUAGAUUCAUGAUAUUCUACAUCCACUGCGCUAAUUCAGUCUGUACAACAUAUCCAUGUCAUACUCACCACUCAGAUAAAUGUAUAAACAGAAAUAUCAUUGAAUAUCAUUAUCUCAUUAAUUUAUUCCUAUUCCUUCAUGUUAAAUGUUCUUUUGAAAGGUUUUACAUUAAAAGCUUUCCUGUUGCUCAAAGGGCAUAGAGUUGCAAAAUUGGGUCAGCUAGUCCAAUUAAUUUUCUCCACAAACAAUGUGAGUUUGCAGACAUUUCAAGUACUUCCAUGGCUUGGAUGGGCAUUAUAUUUAUUUAAAAUCCCAUGGUGCAUAUCAGCAGGAACCCUCUAAUCAUAGUUUAAAGGUCUGUUACGUGCGCUGCUGAUGGACACGAAGCGAAAGAUUCCUUUGGGAGAGUGCAUUUCAUUUGAGAAAACUGAUUUUACAGUCUGAAGCUUAAAUCAUUUUGCCUUUGGAUUCAACUGCAAUCAGAAUCCAGAUUUAAAGUCAUUUUUAUAAUAUCUGCAGUCCCUGGUAGGCUUUUAGUUUGCAUUUCAUUGACUGUAAGUUAUCAGCAAAACAAUUAGUUCAGUUAACGAUUGACUGUUUAAUUAACAAAACAAUUGGUCUUUUGAACAGAGUGAAACUCUGAUGUUGUACUGAUGGAAUUAGUGGUGUGGAAAUGUACAUUGUGCUGAAUUUACCAAAUGAGCCAUCAGAGUACAGCUUAUUCCACCCAAAUUCAGUGUUUAGCCACUGACCAGCCUUUAUUUGACCACUAUUUCAAUGCCAGCUUUUAUUCAAGAUUUCUCAGUACUCAAAAUGAGUACAACUGAGGAAACGUGAUAAUUUAUCAUAUGUGGACCAACUGUACUCUAUAUACAGUAGAGAGAAAGUAAAGAUGUAUUGGAUACUAGCUUGUAAUUGCUUAGACGUUCAUGUUGCAUGAUGAUCUUUUUUUUUCUAAAGACUGUGGUUUUGGGUUUUGGAUUCCGGAGAAGAGUCACAGUAUAUUACAGAAAGGGUUAAACCAGGAAACAGAACAGAAGGACAGAAAGAAGAAACAGAGUGUACUCAGCUAUACUCACUAUUUCCAAAGCUGUUUACAGAUUUAAGACUGAAUGUAAGAUUAACCUUUUUUAAACGAGUUUUUUAUUUUUUUUUUGCAGUUAGCCCCACAGUAUGAAUUACUGACUCUGAGACACUAAAACAAGAUCUCCCUCUCUCUGUACCUCUGUUUGCCUUUGCACUCCACACGAUUCUCUUGUCAGUAUUCAUUUUAAAGAAAUCUGACUGUGCAGUUCUGUUUUUUUUUCUUUCAGUACCAUAAUUUAUGCAAAAGGUGUUUUAUAGAUGUUCUAAAUGAAUAUAUGAAUAAAUAUAUUGAGUAAAUAAAUGACAAGCAACUAUU